Bipolaris zeicola 26-R-13 is the source of this 1044-nucleotide messenger RNA. RefSeq lists its product as uncharacterized. The transcript has a single exon. Gene Ontology annotation, molecular function: hydrolase activity. The record is from RefSeq and is a predicted model, not a curated record. NCBI's taxonomy places the organism in Eukaryota, Fungi, Ascomycota, Dothideomycetes, Pleosporales, Pleosporaceae. Bases 1 to 1044 code for a protein of 347 amino acids.
AUGAGCUCGCAGCCACCACCCUAUCCCUAUCCCUAUUCGCAGGCUGGCCGGCUGGACCCACGCAUCACACUGCCCCGGCCAGCCAUCGAUGUCGCAUUGGCGCCUAUUGUCGACUCGGUGCUGCUGCCGGAAGAGCUGGACGUCACCUUUAUGCGGAGUUUCGACCUGAGCGUGACCCUUGACAUGAUACUCGAGUCCCAUCCAUAUCUGACGCAUGCACAACAUGCAGUUCCAGGCUCAGAGGGCCAUACUAUUCCUCUAUCUGUCUUCACGCCUGCGGCAGCACGGGGCCCUCUGCCAGUCUUGUUCUUUGUGCAUGGAGGAGGAAUGAUCUCAGGUGACCGCUUCAGCACCAUUCCUUCACUUGUCGACCUGGUGCAAGAUGUGCCGUGUGCCAUUGCGUCAGUCGAAUAUCGCCUAGCCCCAGAAACUCCUGCUCCUGGUGGCGCUGAGGACUGCUACGAUAGUAUCGUAUGGAUGUCGACGCAUGCUGCAGACCUGGGGAUUGACGCCGCUCAAAUCAUUGUUUGCGGCUCAUCAGGCGGUGCCCCUCUUGCCGCAGCUGCCUGCUUGAUGGCACGCGACAGAUCAAAUCCUUCCAUCCCUAUCAAAGCCCAGAUGCUUCUUUCGCCUAUGUUGGACGACAGGUGUAACAGUGUCUCGGACCGUCAGUUUGAAUACGGUGUGCCGUGGAACGGUCUUACCAAUCGUGCCGCCUGGAACCAUGCCUUGGCCGGUCAGCGCGACACGGAACAUGUUUCCCAUUAUCAAUCACCAUCCCGGGCCACUGACCUGUCCAAUCUGCCCCAAGCAUACAUUGAUGCUGCAGAGUGCGAGGUCUUCCGCGAUCCUGCUGUCAUGUACGCCAUGACUAUGUGGCGUUCUGGUUCUUCGUGUGAACUGCACGUCUGGCCGGGAGGCAUCCACCUAUUUGAUGCCAUUGACAACCCUGAAGUACCUGUGGCUGGUGCAGCAAUUGCUGCUAAGCGCGCCUGGCUCAAGAGAAUGAUGAGAAGUACAAGGGCUGACAAGGACAUCGCAUAA